CGAUCAGGGCCUCCCGGGGGUGGAGUAUUUUUCGGCAGACGCUGAGCCCGUGUCCAUAGAGGGAAGGUUUCUGACAGGUGUGUUGGAGAGUGGCUCAACUUUCCACUCCGUGUCUGAGACUCGGAUAGUAACCAGGUUCCCGGUUGGAUCGGAACAUGGCGAUGCCUGAUCAACCUUCUUCAGGAAAACACACCCUGCCCAUCACCAAUGAAAAAAUUGACGGAGACAUCACCACCGUUGGGAGCAUCACGUUCAGUCAAAGCGGCUUCUUGGGGAAGGGUGCCCUAUCUACGGUCUUUCGAGGACAAUGCGACAUGAGGCAAGAAGUGGCGAUAAAGCGCAUCCAUUACCGCACUAAAGAAGAGCGACUACUGAUAGAAAAUGAAGUUGGCAACCUGUUGAAAGUCGAAGAGGAAGACGUCAAGGUCAUCAGGUACUUUACGACGCAGAGAUCUGUGAACUUCUACUAUAUUGCGAUGGAGUUGGCACUGGGCACGGUGGAAGACUACGCGGAAAGGAAGCAGGGAGUGAUCAAACCUGGUGUGGACGAGCUUGACAAUCUCAAUGAAAUCAGCAUUCUUCGUGAUUCGUCAAAGGCACUUGAAUGGCUGCACCAGCAAAACAUCGUUCAUCGUGACAUCAAGCCGUCGAACAUGAUGCUGGUUAAAAGCAAAAAAGGCGAGAUCGUGACAAAGCUCGCCGAUUUUGGCAUAUCCAAGGAGAUGACAGCCAGCAAGCUGAAAAUGACAGCUGGUGUCGGUACCCUGGAUUGGAUGGCUCCAGAAGCCCACACGGGUGAAUAUCAACAUGGAACUGAGAAGACAGCUGACAUCUUUUCGCUCGGAUGUGUCUUCCACUAUAUCAUCUUCCCCGGACAGCAUCCUUUCGGCGAUGUGUCCGACAGGAUGGCAAACAUCCAACAGGGAAAACCGUGCCUCGCGAACAUCGAAGAUCCCAAAUAUGUGAACGUGGCGGCAAGGCAUUUGAUGGAAGAAAUGAUACAGCAAGAUCCAACAGAAAGACCAUCAACCACCUACGUGGUCAACCAUCCGGCUUUGUGGACAACAGAGAAUACGGAGAAGUUUUUCCAGGUUGUCAGCGACUGCAUCAAAGACGACAAAGAACAUGGCCCUCUGCUGAAAGAAGAAGUGAAUGAAGAACUCGAUCUUGCGUUCGUCACAGAACUGGUCAAACUGAAAGAAUGGAAGAAAGUCGUCGACGCCACUCUGGAUCAAGGGGCUUUCAAAAGCUACCAUGAGACCACUGCAGACCUUCUUAGGUUAAUAAGAAACAAGGUCCACCACUUCAAUGAUAUCUCGAAGGAGGGACGAGAGAAGGUUGGCAAGGUGCCAACAGGAGUAGUCAACUACAUCACUGGAGAGUUCCCUACCCUGCUCUUGCACGUAUGGCUGGCAGGAGCUAGCAUCGGCAGUACAUUGGACAUCCUGAGUCCCUUCUACACAGAGUCAAGACCUCCAAAAAAGCUGGUGCCACGAGAGCAUGAGGAGGGCGUCGAGACGCAGGUGCCACUGGAUAGGGCUCAGGUGCGCGAACUGGAGGACCGACUGAACCAGGCGCUGGCCGACCAGCAGAGGGUGGAGGAUGACCUGAAGGUAACUGACCUCUGCUCUCCAUUUCGGGUCUGCGUGGUUUGA
Messenger RNA from Amphibalanus amphitrite, 1655 nucleotides. RefSeq names its product serine/threonine-protein kinase/endoribonuclease IRE1-like. Gene Ontology annotation, cellular component: IRE1-TRAF2-ASK1 complex. Gene Ontology annotation, molecular function: ATP binding; RNA endonuclease activity; protein serine/threonine kinase activity. Gene Ontology annotation, biological process: protein phosphorylation; intrinsic apoptotic signaling pathway in response to endoplasmic reticulum stress; IRE1-mediated unfolded protein response. Lineage: Eukaryota; Metazoa; Arthropoda; Thecostraca; Balanomorpha; Balanidae. The transcript has 11 exons. Bases 156 to 1655 code for a protein of 499 amino acids. The record is from RefSeq and is a predicted model, not a curated record.